AUGGAAGCUGAAUUGGCAACACAUCACUGUGAGGUAUACAAUAAUGUCGGAGAUUAUGAGCAUCCAAACAUCAUGACCUCCAGAGCAUUUGACGAGCCAGAUCUGCAAUCCUCCUCUUCAGCAACCUCCUGCUUGCCGAUGUUCCACGCUCAGAACCACGCAGAAGUGCAUCCCCUGCUCAAGGUUGACACUCUGGACGACAUCCCUUACGAGAACCUGCAUGUACACCAUGAGGACAUCUUCCCUGCCGGCACCCAACUACAACUUUCCGAUCUCGAACUUGAACCGACCUGGGCUCCUCAUCAAUUGUAUCCGCACUUCAUCAGCAACAAGGUCGUACAAACCAACGAUUUCAGUGGACUUCCACUGCUGCCAUACACAUCAGAUCCAAUGGCACUCACUCCAUCAACAUAUCCCUACUAUGAAGAGCAGAGUGUCUGGCCCUCGUCUCCGGAAUACGGCCAAUGCAGAUCUUUCACCACGACGGAUGAAGAUGAGGACGCAGUAGACGACAAACCGUACGCCAGACUCAUCUACGAAGCUCUGAUGCAGGCGCCUGGCCACAGGAUGAUGCUCCGAGAAAUUUACGAAUGGUUUCGCCACAAUACCACCAAACCUCAAGAAUCUGGGUCGAAUGGUUGGCAGAAUAGCAUUCGGCACAACCUGUCCAUGAAUAAGGCUUUCGAAAACGACAGGGAAUGCGCAAAGGGGAACUCAAGGAAGGCGACUAGCGUCUGGAUACUGACCGAUGAGGCGAUCAAGAACGGGGUCCAAUCCACCACAAGAUAUCGCAAGACCGGAGCGGGCAAGAAAACGAUGGCAGGGCGCAUACCAGCCAUUCAACGCCAAAGAGCCGGAGCAAAAGGGGGGCGAGCCGCGCGACAUGCUGCCAAAAGGAAGUAUCAAGAGCACUGUGCUUUCACUGACUCGACGGCGACACCAAGUCCCUCAGCGGCAUCGUAUUCCGAUUGCACCGACUACCAAAGCUUGGACUCCCACGAUCCACGCCCCACUGCGAGGAGUUGGCCAAUGACCCCUGUGGAGCCAAAUCUGGCAGCCGAAGAAGCGAAUUUGCUCCGAUGUCUGUCCCCACAGAGCACACUGGGUUUCCGGACACAACCUUUGGAACACAUGGGUUACGGAGAAGAGAACGUGCACUUGCAGAAUACUUUCUUGCAGUCGAUGCGAGAUCAGCAGUUGGAGGAACUGGUCAGAUUCCAUGUGGACUGA
Fonsecaea multimorphosa CBS 102226 is the source of this 1230-nucleotide messenger RNA. RefSeq lists its product as uncharacterized. The record is from RefSeq and is a predicted model, not a curated record. Bases 1 to 1230 code for a protein of 409 amino acids. Gene Ontology annotation, biological process: regulation of transcription by RNA polymerase II. Gene Ontology annotation, molecular function: DNA-binding transcription factor activity, RNA polymerase II-specific; RNA polymerase II cis-regulatory region sequence-specific DNA binding. The transcript is spliced from 2 exons. NCBI's taxonomy places the organism in Eukaryota, Fungi, Ascomycota, Eurotiomycetes, Chaetothyriales, Herpotrichiellaceae.